AACACAUAAUUAAGCGAUACUAACAUUCAUCAUAAACACACUGGUCCAAAGUCUUUUCCUUAAAACUAUACAAGUCCUAGUGUUUCUUCAGUUUCCUGAACUCUUCUCUGAAAGAUCUAUAGUGUCAUGGGUAUCCGUAUGCCUCGUAUUACUAGUCUCAAACAAAUUCUUAACCGCUCAUCUUUCUUAUUAAAUCCUGAUCUAUCUUCAACAAUUCCAAAGGGGUGCUUGGCAGUUUAUAUUGGGGAGAGGCAAAGAAGCCGAUUUGUGGUACCCAUUUCAUACCUGAAUGAGCCUGCCUUUCAAGAUUUGUUAAGUCAAGCCGAGGAAGAAUUUGGAUUCAAUCAUCCGGAAGGAGGUCUUACAAUUCCUUGCUCAGUGGACACAUUCAAUGAAAUCACUUCGCGCCUGAACAACUUAUAGUCUUGUAGAUAGUAUAGCACCUCCGAUCUCAUUUAUUGAGUUUCUGAGUGUAAACUGUAGAACAUACAGAUUUUGUAGGGGAAGCAUAAUUUGAUACUCAAACUUUUUGAACAUAUUGACCAUCACUUAUGCUCAUGUUUACUUGUUAUUUUCUAUAAAGCAUAUCACCAAGUG
This is a messenger RNA of Daucus carota subsp. sativus, 597 nucleotides long. RefSeq names its product auxin-responsive protein SAUR21-like. Gene Ontology annotation, biological process: response to auxin. The transcript has a single exon. The coding region runs from base 127 to 423 and encodes 98 amino acids. NCBI's taxonomy places the organism in Eukaryota, Viridiplantae, Streptophyta, Magnoliopsida, Apiales, Apiaceae. The record is from RefSeq and is a predicted model, not a curated record.